AUGAGGAGAAUUUUCACAGAAAAAUCAUCUUCAUUUGUACUAGAAAAUGAUGAGAAACAAGCUGUUGAUGACUCAACAGGAGGACUUAAUUUUGGAACCCUGGGCUCUUCCACUGCUACAGCAACUACAUCAGCUCCUUCAGUGGGCUUUGGGAGUGGACUUUUUGGAUCAAAGCCAACCACUGGCUUUACACUAGGAAGCACCAGUACAGGAACAGCAACAACUAUUGCUACAGGACUGACACUAGGCACACCUGCCACCACAUCUGCAGCUACCACAGGCUUUAGUUUAGGUUUCAACAAACCUGCAGGUUCAGCCACACCAUUUGCUUUACCUGUUACUUCUACCUCAGCGAGUGGCCUAUCAUUGUCAUCUGCUCUUACAUCAACUCCUGCAGCAGGAACUACUGGCUUUACAUUAAAUUUGGGUGGUACAACUGCUCCAACUACAACUGCCUCCACAGGCCUUUCCUUAGGAGGAGCCUUAGCAGGUUUAGGAGGUUCACUCUUCCAGAAUACAAGCACGGCAGCAACAGGACUUGGGCAGAAUGCUUUGAGUUUGACUCUGGGGACAACUGCGGCUCCUUCGACUACUGCCAACGAAGGUCUUGGUGGUAUUGAUUUUAGUAGUUCAUCAGACAAAAAGAGUGACAAAACAGGAACAAGACCAGAAGAUAGCAAAGCACUAAAGGAUGAAAAUCUACCUCCAGUAAUCUGUCAAGAUGUAGAAAAUCUACAGAAAUUUGUGAAAGAACAAAAACAAGUUCAGGAAGAAAUUAGUAGAAUGUCCUCUAAAACAAUGCUUAAAGUACAAGAAGAUAUUAAAGCUUUGAAACAACUUCUGUCUGUAGUUGCCAGUGGAUUACAGAGAAACACUCUCAAUAUUGACAAGCUGAAAGUGGAAACUGCACAGGAGCUAAAGAACGCAGAAAUAGCAUUACGAACACAGAAAACUCCUCCUGGUCUCCAGCAUGAAAAUACAGCCCCAGCAGACUACUUCAGAAUCUUGGUUGAGCAGUUUGAAGUACAGCUGCAGCAAUACAGGCAACAAAUAGAAGAACUGGAAAAUCAUCUUGCUACUCAAGCAAAUAAUUCACACAUAACUCCACAAGAUUUGUCUAUGGCUAUGCAGAAAAUCUAUCAAACAUUUGUAGCUCUAGCUGCACAACUUCAAUCAAUACAUGAAAAUGUAAAGAUGCUCAAAGACCAAUACCUUGGCUACAGGAAAACCUUUCUGGGAGAUGCCAUGGAUGUGUUUGAGGCAAGACGAGCAGAAGCUAAGAAGUGGCAGAGCGCGCCACGAGUUACCACUGGACCGACCCCUUUCAGCAACAUACCAAAUGCAGCAGCCGUUGCCAUGGCUGCAACACUUACUCAGCAGCAGCAGCCUGCUACAGGGCCACAGCCAUCUCUGGGAGUUAGUUUUGGAACGCCAUUCGGCUCAGGUAUUGGCACUGGCUUGCAAUCAAGUGGCUUAGGUUCUUCAAGCCUUGGAGGAUUUGGAAGUAGCUCUGCCUUUGGAAGUAGUGCCACAGGAGCAUCGUCAUUUGGGUUUGGAACUACAACUAAACCAUCAGGAAGUCUAAGUGCAGGCUUUGGCAGCUCGACUACAUCUGGGUUUAACUUCAGCAAUCCCGGCAUCACAGCAUCAGCUGGCCUGACCUUCGGGGUUUCUAAUCCUGCAUCUGCAGGCUUUGGGACAGGAGGGCAACUUCUUCAGCUGAAGAAACCUCCAGCUGGAAACAAGCGAGGGAAGAGAUAGGCACCCCUUUAAGGGAAGGGGAAGUGAAUCAACUUUGUUCAUCUGAAAAGUCUAUUUUUCUAGAUUGAUGCAUUAAUUAAAUUGCAUCCCGGGAGAUUUAUAAAAAAUUUUGCUACUUUUCCCUAGUCUGAAAUACAAAAUGAAAUCAUAUUGAACAGCUAUUUUCUUGUGAAUAGAAACCUGUUAUGUAUUUUUAUUUUUGGCCCUAGUUUUAGAAAUGUUCUAUACUGCAUUAUUAUUAAAGAAUCCUGUAAAACCACCUAUUUAACCUAAUGUUAGUAGCAGAAUAUUUUUUGUUAAUAAGCUUUAUACCAUAUGAAUAUAUGCAUAUUUGUUUUUUGUACAGAUAAAAUAUAUUCUAGUACAAAUACUAGAGUUCAUAUCUUCUGUUCCUGGAUAUGGCCUUUAAAUCUACUUCAGGGUGUUUUUGUGUAUAUGGAUGUAAAUAUAUACAGUACAGUGCACACAUCUGUGUGUAUGUAUGUGUAUAUAUGUAUAAAAUACAGAUGUGCAAACCUUGUCCCAUAGACAGGUCUCCUUUUCUUUGUGUGUGCUGUUUCUCCACUUGGCCCUGUGAUCCCCUAUCUUGCUGUUCCUAAGAGUUUCAAACAGUGGGUCCCAGGCUAUGUCAUCAUUGCUUCUUGUGUUUUAUGGUUUAAGACCAGGUAAAAUACAAUGUUUACUAUUUCAUUAAGUUUGGUAAAUAGUGGUUACUAGCUGGAUUUUUUUAAACAUUUUCUUGACCCAUUUAGCAGCCAACUCUAAAGAAGAAUCUGAGAUUUUGCCACAGAUGUUUCAUAGGUGAUGUUCCCAAACUGUUUGGUUUUGUUUUUUCUCCUGAGCUGAACGGUAGGGCGUUGCAGGAUUUCUGAAAGCUCAGGACGCCACAAGGUCUGUGUACAAGCAGAUUGUUGUGGGGCUGGAUGAGCUUUUCCCUGCAGUUGGGAGAGAUACAGGAUAUGCUACUCUGAUGAAAACAUGAAUUAGCUGUUAUGGGAUGGAGUUGAUUCACUAGCUUCUCAUCAGCACUACUAGCAUUGACUUAAAAGCUUUCAAUACGAGGUAGAGAACAGUAAUUUGCUGCUACAGAAUGGAGGAGGAAAAUGAUGUCAUUUAAAGGUUAAAGCUGUUGCAACAGUAGUUUAUGAAUCUGGCACAUUACACCAUCAUAGCUUGUUGUGCUGCAUCUCCAAUUUGGUGUGCACUAGAAAUAGCUGGGAAAACAUCUUAAGGAGGAAAUACUAGAACAAGUGAAGCUUUGCGAAUAAAGGUACUGGUUGAAGUGUGAACAUGGAACUUUGGAACCGAGUUGCUUUUUAUGUAGAUGUUUUGUCAUUGGCUUUCUAUCGUUAAAGUGUUACUACCAUUUUGUAUGUUUUGGAAAUUAUGUCUACAUUCAGCAGUGAUUGCUCUUUGACAAAUGUUCAGUUUGUCACUUGAUCUGAUAAAAUUAAGGGAAACUGAGCACAGAAUUCCUCACUUUUGUACUUGUAUGUUAUUGAAUCUUUGUGAACAGUCUCUUAGGAAGGGAUAUAAUGUGUUUUUUUUAAUGUCUCGGAAAAAUAAAGCUGACAGUUUAUUUUUAUUUCAACCUUUUUUUAAACUUUUACUGGGCUGCAGUCAAAACCGUAAUGUUUGUAUUCCUUUGUUAUUGCUUUUUUUAAUAGUUAAUGUGUUAAACCACUGGACUCUCUUGUAAUGUAUUAAUUUGUGAAACUAAUUCUCAAUGUGUACUGUUUGUCCAUAUGUGCAACUUACCAUUGUGCAAACAAUAAAACAAUAAUGCUGUGAUCCUUGUAAUACA
Antrostomus carolinensis (chuck-will's-widow) is the source of this 3565-nucleotide messenger RNA. It is a transcript of the gene NUP58, whose product is annotated as nucleoporin 58. NCBI's taxonomy places the organism in Eukaryota, Metazoa, Chordata, Aves, Caprimulgiformes, Caprimulgidae. Gene Ontology annotation, molecular function: structural constituent of nuclear pore. Bases 1 to 1761 code for a protein of 586 amino acids. Gene Ontology annotation, biological process: nucleocytoplasmic transport. The record is from RefSeq and is a predicted model, not a curated record. Gene Ontology annotation, cellular component: nuclear pore. The transcript has 17 exons.